Messenger RNA from Closterium sp. Naga37s-1, 31185 nucleotides. The record is from the annotation of a GenBank genome assembly. Lineage: Eukaryota; Viridiplantae; Streptophyta; Zygnematophyceae; Desmidiales; Closteriaceae.
GUCACGUGUGGAGCGGCAGCGGGGGCAGCAGCGGCGUUCAGAGCACCAGUAGGGGGAGUGCUGUUUGCACUGGAGGAGGUCACGUCCUGGUGGCGCCCGCAGCUCAUGUGGAGGGUGUUCUUCACGUCAGCAGUGGUAGCGGUGGUGCUCAAGGCGUGCAUGCGCUGGGGAGCGAGUGAGUUCUUCUCCUAUCAGCUUCUACCCAUGACCAUGCUCGGUCUCAUGGGUGGUCUUCUAGGGGCGCUAUUCAACCAGCUCACGCUCUACCUCUCCGCGUGGCGCCGCAACUACCUCCACAAGCGGGGCGAUCGAGUCAAGUCCAUCCCUCCACCCCCUCACUUCACCCUGUUCCCGCGUCCCCCCUCUCCCUCUCAGAUCAUCGAGGCGUGUCUGAUCAUAGAGGCAUGUCUGGUGGCAGCAGCCACAUCAGCACUGUCCUUCACCAUCCCCUUCCUGGCGCCGUGCCGGGCGUGCCCCGACCCCAUGCGCUACCCUGACAUUGUGUGCCCGCGCCCCAAGUACCACUGGGGGAACUUCGUGCAGUUCAACUGCCCUCGUGACGACCAGUACAACGACCUCGCCACCAUUUUCUUCAACACACAGGACGACGCCAUCCGCAAUCUGUUCAGCAGCGGCACCAUUCAGGAGUACAGCGCCACCACCCUUAUCUCCUUCCUCCUCAUCUUCUUCUGCCUGGCGGUGCUGACAUACGGCAUUGCAGUGCCGUCAGGGCAGUUCGUGCCGGGCAUAAUGAUAGGUGCCACGUAUGGCCGGCUGGUGGGCAUGCUCAUGGUGCACAUGUACGGGCAGGACAACACGGACGAGGGCACGACAACACCGACGAGGGCACGUGAGUCGAGGACCGGGGUGUUGGGGAAGGGGGGUGGGGGGAUUGGGAGGCGGGGAAAUGGGGAGGAAGGGGGAGAAGGGUUGGUGUUGGUGGUGGCAUGGGCGGUAUGCGCUGCUGGGCGCGGCAUCGUUCCUGGGGGGGUCGAUGCGCAUGACGGUGUCGCUGUGUGUGAUCAUGGUGGAGAUCACCAACAACCUCAACCUGCUCCCGCUCAUCAUGCUCGUCCUCCUCGUCUCCAAGGUGCCUUCCACCUACUGCUGCUCAACCUUCCACCUACUGCUGCUCAACCUUCCACCUACUGCUGCUCAACCUUCCACCUACUGCUGCUCAACCUUCCACCUACUGCUGCUCAACCUUCCACCUACUGCUGCCAACCUUCCACCUACUGCUGCUCAACCUUCCACCUACUGCGGCUCAACCUUCCACUACUGCUGCUCAACCUUCCACCUACUGCUGCUCCAACCUUCCACCUACUGCUGCUCAACCUUCCACCUACUGCUGCUCAACCUUCCACCUACUGCUGCUCAACCUUCCACCUACUGCUGCUCAACCUUCCACCUACUGCUGUCAACCUCCACCUACUGCUGCUCAACCUUCCACCUACUGCUGCUCCACCUUCCACCUACUGCUGCUCAACCUUCCACCUACUGCUGCUCAACCUUCCACCUACUGCUGCUCAACCUUCCACCUACUGCUGCUCAACCUUCCACCUACUGCUGCUCAACCUUCCACCUACUGCUGCUCAACCUUCCACCUACUGCUGCUCAACCUUCCACCUACUGCUGCUCAACCUUCACACCUACUCUACUGCUGCUCAACCUUCCACCUACUGCUGCUCAACCUUCCACCUACUGCUGCUCAACCUUCCACCUACUGCUGCUCAACCUUCCACCUACUGCUGCUCAACCUUCCACCUACUGCUGCUCAACCUUCCACCUACUGCUGCUCAACCUUCCACCUACUGCUGCUCAACCUUCCACCUACUGCUGCUCAACCUUCCACCUACUGCUGCUCAACCUUCCACCUACUGCUGCUCAACCUUCCACCUACUGCUGCUCAACCUUCCACCUACUGCUGCUCAACCUUCCACCUACUGCUGCUCAACCUUCCACCUACUGCUGCUCAACCUUCCACCUACUGCUGCUCAACCUUCCACCUACUGCUGCUCAACCUUCCACCUACUGCUGCUCAACCUUCCACCUACUGCUGCUCAACCUUCCACCUACUGCUGCUCAACCUUCCACCUACUGCUGCUCAACCUUCCACCUACUGCUGCUCAACCUUCCACCUACUGCUGCUCAACCUUCCACCUACUGCUGCUCAACCUUCCACCUACUGCUGCUCAACCUUCCACCUACUGCUGCUCAACCUUCCACCUACUGCUGCUCAACCUUCCACCUACUGCUGCUCAACCUUCCACCUACUGCUGCUCAACCUUCCACCUACUGCUGCUCAACCUUCCACCUACUGCUGCUCACCUUCCACCUACUGCUGCUCAACCUUCCACCUACUGCUGCUCAACCUUCCACCUACUGCUGCUCAACCUUCCACCUACUGCUGCUCAACCUUCCACCUACUGCUGCUCAACCUUCCACCUACUGCUGCUCAACCUUCCACCUACUGCUGCUCAACCUUCCACCUACUGCUGCUCAACCUUCCACCUACUGCUGCUCAACCUUCCACCUACUGCUGCUCAACCUUCCACCUACUGCUGCUCAACCUUCCACCUACUGCUGCUCAACCUUCCACCUACUGCUGCUCAACCUUCCACCUACUGCUGCUCAACCUUCCACCUACUGCUGCUCAACCUUCCACCUACUGCUGCUCAACCUUCCACCUACUGCUGCUCAACCUUCCACCUACUGCUGCUCAACCUUCCACCUACUGCUGCUCAACCUUCCACCUACUGCUGCUCAACCUUCCACCUACUGCUGCUCAACCUUCCACCUACUGCUGCUCAACCUUCCACCUACUGCUGCUCAACCUUCCACCUACUGCUGCUCAACCUUCCACCUACUGCUGCUCAACCUUCCACCUACUGCUGCUCAACCUUCCACCUACUGCUGCUCAACCUUCCACCUACUGCUGCUCAACCUUCCACCUACUGCUGCUCAACCUUCCACCUACUGCUGCUCAACCUUCCACCUACUGCUGCUCAACCUUCCACCUACUGCUGCUCAACCUUCCACCUACUGCUGCUCAACCUUCCACCUACUGCUGCUCAACCUUCCACCUACUGCUGCUCAACCUUCCACCUACUGCUGCUCAACCUUCCACCUACUGCUGCUCAACCUUCCACCUACUGCUGCUCAACCUUCCACCUACUGCUGCUCAACCUUCCACCUACUGCUGCUCAACCUUCCACCUACUGCUGCUCAACCUUCCACCUACUGCUGCUCAACCUUCCACCUACUGCUGCUCAACCUUCCACCUACUGCUGCUCAACCUUCCACCUACUGCUGCUCAACCUUCCACCUACUGCUGCUCAACCUUCCACCUACUGCUGCUCAACCUUCCACCUACUGCUGCUCAACCUUCCACUACUGCUGCUCAACCUUCCACCUACUGCUGCUCAACCUUCCACCUACUGCCUGCUCAACCUUCCACCUACUGCUGCUCAACCUUCCACCUACUGCUGCUCAACCUUCCACCUACUGCUGCUCAACCUUCCACCUACUGCUGCUCAACCUUCCACCUACUGCUGCUCAACCUUCCACCUACUGCUGCUCAACCUUCCACCUACUGCUGCUCAACCUUCCACCUACUGCUGCUCAACCUUCCACCUACUGCUGCUCAACCUUCCACCUACUGCUGCUCAACCUUCCACCUACUGCUGCUCAACCUUCCACCUACUGCUGCUCAACCUUCCACCUACUGCUGCUCAACCUUCCACCUACUGCUGCUCAACCUUCCACCUACUGCUGCUCAACCUUCCACCUACUGCUGCUCAACCUUCCACCUACUGCUGCUCAACCUUCCACCUACUGCUGCUCAACCUUCCACCUACUGCUGCUCAACCUUCCACCUACUGCUGCUCAACCUUCCACCUACUGCUGCUCAACCUUCCACCUACUGCUGCUCAACCUUCCACCUACUGCUGCUCAACCUUCCACCUACUGCUGCUCAACCUUCCACCUACUGCUGCUCAACCUUCCACCUACUGCUGCUCAACCUUCCACCUACUGCUGCUCAACCUUCCACCUACUGCUGCUCAACCUUCCACCUACUGCUGCUCAACCUUCCACCUACUGCUGCUCAACCUUCCACCUACUGCUGCUCAACCUUCCACCUACUGCUGCUCAACCUUCCACCUACUGCUGCUCAACCUUCCACCUACUGCUGCUCAACCUUCCACCUACUGCUGCUCAACCUUCCACCUACUGCUGCUCAACCUUCCACCUACUGCUGCUCAACCUUCCACCUACUGCUGCUCAACCUUCCACCUACUGCUGCUCAACCUUCCACCUACUGCUGCUCAACCUUCCACCUACUGCUGCUCACCUUCCACCUACUGCUGCUCAACCUUCCACCUACUGCUGCUCAACCUUCCACCUACUGCUGCUCAACCUUCCACCUACUGCUGCUCAACCUUCCACCUACUGCUGCUCAACCUUCCACCUACUGCUGCUCAACCUUCCACCUACUGCUGCUCAACCUUCCACCUACUGCUGCUCAACCUUCCACCUACUGCUGCUCAACCUUCCACCUACUGCUGCUCAACCUUCCACCUACUGCUGCUCAACCUUCCACCUACUGCUGCUCAACCUUCCACCUACUGCUGCUCAACCUUCCACCUACUGCUGCUCAACCUUCCACCUACUGCUGCUCAACCUUCCACCUACUGCUGCUCAACCUUCCACCUACUGCUGCUCAACCUUCCACCUACUGCUGCUCAACCUUCCACCUACUGCUGCUCAACCUUCCACCUACUGCUGCUCAACCUUCCACCUACUGCUGCUCAACCUUCCACCUACUGCUGCUCAACCUUCCACCUACUGCUGCUCAACCUUCCACCUACUGCUGCUCAACCUUCCACCUACUGCUGCUCAACCUUCCACCUACUGCUGCUCAACCUUCCACCUACUGCUGCUCAACCUUCCACCUACUGCUGCUCAACCUUCCACCUACUGCUGCUCAACCUUCCACCUACUGCUGCUCAACCUUCCACCUACUGCUGCUCAACCUUCCACCUACUGCUGCUCAACCUUCCACCUACUGCUGCUCAACCUUCCACCUACUGCUGCUCAACCUUCCACCUACUGCUGCUCAACCUUCCACCUACUGCUGCUCAACCUUCCACCUACUGCUGCUCAACCUUCCACCUACUGCUGCUCAACCUUCCACCUACUGCUGCUCAACCUUCCACCUACUGCUGCUCAACCUUCCACCUACUGCUGCUCAACCUUCCACCUACUGCUGCUCAACCUUCCACCUACUGCUGCUCAACCUUCCACCUACUGCUGCUCAACCUUCCACCUACUGCUGCUCAACCUUCCACCUACUGCUGCUCAACCUUCCACCUACUGCUGCUCAACCUUCCACCUACUGCUGCUCAACCUUCCACCUACUGCUGCUCAACCUUCCACCUACUGCUGCUCAACCUUCCACCUACUGCUGCUCAACCUUCCACCUACUGCUGCUCAACCUUCCACCUACUGCUGCUCAACCUUCCACCUACUGCUGCUCAACCUUCCACCUACUGCUGCUCAACCUUCCACCUACUGCUGCUCAACCUUCCACCUACUGCUGCUCAACCUUCCACCUACUGCUGCUCAACCUUCCACCUACUGCUGCUCAACCUUCCACCUACUGCUGCUCAACCUUCCACCUACUGCUGCUCAACCUUCCACCUACUGCUGCUCAACCUUCCACCUACUGCUGCUCAACCUUCCACCUACUGCUGCUCAACCUUCCACCUACUGCUGCUCAACCUUCCACCUACUGCUGCUCAACCUUCCACCUACUGCUGCUCAACCUUCCACCUACUGCUGCUCAACCUUCCACCUACUGCUGCUCAACCUUCCACCUACUGCUGCUCAACCUUCCACCUACUGCUGCUCAACCUUCCACCUACUGCUGCUCAACCUUCCACCUACUGCUGCUCAACCUUCCACCUACUGCUGCUCAACCUUCCACCUACUGCUGCUCAACCUUCCACCUACUGCUGCUCAACCUUCCACCUACUGCUGCUCAACCUUCCACCUACUGCUGCUCAACCUUCCACCUACUGCUGCUCAACCUUCCACCUACUGCUGCUCAACCUUCCACCUACUGCUGCUCAACCUUCCACCUACUGCUGCUCAACCUUCCACCUACUGCUGCUCAACCUUCCACCUACUGCUGCUCAACCUUCCACCUACUGCUGCUCAACCUUCCACCUACUGCUGCUCAACCUUCCACCUACUGCUGCUCAACCUUCCACCUACUGCUGCUCAACCUUCCACCUACUGCUGCUCAACCUUCCACCUACUGCUGCUCAACCUUCCACCUACUGCUGCUCAAACCUUCCACCUACUGCUGCUCAACCUUCCACCUACUGCUGCUCAACCUUCCACCUACUGCUGCUCAACCUUCCACCUACUGCUGCUCAACCUUCCACCUACUGCUGCUCAACCUUCCACCUACUGCUGCUCAACCUUCCACCUACUGCUGCUCAACCUUCCACCUACUGCUGCUCAACCUUCCACCUACUGCUGCUCAACCUUCCACCUACUGCUGCUCAACCUUCCACCUACUGCUGCUCAACCUUCCACCUACUGCUGCUCAACCUUCCACCUACUGCUGCUCAACCUUCCACCUACUGCUGCUCAACCUUCCACCUACUGCUGCUCAACCUUCCACCUACUGCUGCUCAACCUUCCACCUACUGCUGCUCAACCUUCCACCUACUGCUGCUCAACCUUCCACCUACUGCUGCUCAACCUUCCACCUACUGCUGCUCAACCUUCCACCUACUGCUGCUCAACCUUCCACCUACUGCUGCUCAACCUUCCACCUACUGCUGCUCAACCUUCCACCUACUGCUGCUCAACCUUCCACCUACUGCUGCUCAACCUUCCACCUACUGCUGCUCAACCUUCCACCUACUGCUGCUCAACCUUCCACCUACUGCUGCUCAACCUUCCACCUACUGCUGCUCAACCUUCCACCUACUGCUGCUCAACCUUCCACCUACUGCUGCUCAACCUUCCACCUACUGCUGCUCAACCUUCCACCUACUGCUGCUCAACCUUCCACCUACUGCUGCUCAACCUUCCACCUACUGCUGCUCAACCUUCCACCUACUGCUGCUCAACCUUCCACCUACUGCUGCUCAACCUUCCACCUACUGCUGCCUGCCUGCCAUUGCCUGCCCCUGCCUGUCGCUGCGCGCCACUGCCUGCCUGCCUGCCUGCCUCACAUACCACCUAUUUCCUUCUCCCCCUUCUUCACUCCCCUGCUGUCCACACCAGGCGGUGGGAGACGGGUUGAACGCGGGUUUCUACGACCUGCACGCGCAGCUGCGUGGCAUCCCCAUCCUGGAGGCCCAGUCGCAGCGCUUCAUGCGCAUGCUGUCCGCGCGGGACGCGGCGUCCACCAAGGUGGUGUACUUUGCGCGCGUGGAGAUGGUGGGGCGCAUCGCCGAGGUGCUACGGUCUACGUCGCACAAUGGAUACCCCGUGCUGCAGGACCUGCCUGAUGGGCACACGGCGCUUGCCGGGCUGAUUCUGCGCAGCCAGCUGUUGGUGCUUCUGCGCUCCAAGGCGGACUUUCAGCAGUCGCCCACUGAGAGAAUGCACCCCCUGCAGACCAGCUCCCUGCGCUCGCUGGGAAGCUACUCGUUCUCAGACUUUGCCAAGCCGGUGUCCACCAAGGGCAUCACCAUUGGGGACAUAGAGCUGUCGCGGGAGGACCUCACGCUCUGGAUCGACCUGGGGCCCUUCCUCAACCCCACGCCCUUCAUCGUUGACGAGAACAUGUCGCUCACUAAGGUCAGUAUUAAGGUAGCUCAAAUGUGCGCUGCUUUUGAGCCGCUUCAACAGACUGCGCACAUACGGGUUCUAUUUUUGAGGCCCUUCCUCAACCCCACGCCCUUCAUCGUUAACGAGAACAUGUCGCUCACUAAGGUCAGUAUUAAGGUAGCUCAAAUGUGCGCUGCUUUUGAGCCGCUUCAACAGACUGCGCACAUACGGGUUCUAUUUUUGAGGCCCUUCCUCAACCCCACGCCCUUCAUCGUUGACGAGAACAUGUCGCUCACUAAGGUGCACACGCUGUUUCGGCAGCUGGGACUGCGCCAUCUGUGUGUGGUGCCGCCUCCCUCCAGAGCUGUUGGCAUCAUCACGCGCAAGGACCUUCUGCCUGAGAUUCUGGAGGAGCGGCAUGCAGAGUUUGAGGACCUCACAUGGGAGGAAGGCGAGAUCGAGGUGAGCAGUAAAGGAAAGGGAGGGACUGGUGAAAGGGUGUGGGGAAAGGGGGGAAAUAGGGAUGGGAGGAAUGUCGCGGUUGCAUGCUGUUUGCUUGGGCAUGCAGAGUUUGAGGACCUCACAUGGGAGGAAGGCGAGAUCGAGGUGAGCAGUAAAGGAAAGGGAGGGACUGGUGAAAGGGUGUGGGGAAAGGGGGGAAAUAGGGAUGGGAGGAAUGUCGUGGUUGCAUGCUGUUUGCUUGGGCAUGCAGAGUUUGAGGACCUCACAUGGGAGGAAGGCGAGAUCGAGGUGAGCAGUAAAGGAAAGGGAGGGACUGGUGAAAGGGUGUGGGGAAAGGGGGGAAAUAGGGAUGGGAGGAAUGUCGUGGUUGCAUGCUGUUUGCUUGGGCAUGCAGAGUUUGAGGACCUCACAUGGGAGGAAGGCGAGAUCGAGGUGAGCAGUAAAGGAAAGGGAGGGACUGGUGAAAGGGUGUGGGGAAAGGGGGGAAAUAGGGAUGGGAGGAAUGUCGCGGUUGCAUGCUGUUUGCUUGGGCAUGCAGAGUUUGAGGACCUCACAUGGGAGGAAGGCGAGAUCGAGGUGAGCAGUAAAGGAAAGGGAGGGACUGGUGAAAGGGUGUGGGGAAAGGGGGGAAAUAGGGAUGGGAGGAAUGUCGCGGUUGCAUGCUGUUUGCUUGGGCAUGCAGAGUUUGAGGACCUCACAUGGGAGGAAGGCGAGAUCGAGGUGAGCAGUAAAGGAAAGGGAGGGACUGGUGAAAGGGUGUGGGGAAAGGGGGGAAAUAGGGAUGGGAGGAAUGUCGCGGUUGCAUGCUGUUUGCUUGGGCAUGCAGAGUUUGAGGACCUCACAUGGGAGGAAGGCGAGAUCGAGGUGAGCAGUAAAGGAAAGGGAGGGACUGGUGAAAGGGUGUGGGGAAAGGGGGGAAAUAGGGAUGGGAGGAAUGUCGUGGUUGCAUGCUGUUUGCUUGGGCAUGCAGAGUUUGAGGACCUCACAUGGGAGGAAGGCGAGAUCGAGGUGAGCAGUAAAGGAAAGGGAGGGACUGGUGAAAGGGUGUGGGGAAAGGGGGGAAAUAGGGAUGGGAGGAAUGUCGUGGUUGCAUGCUGUUUGCUUGGGCAUGCAGAGUUUGAGGACCUCACAUGGGAGGAAGGCGAGAUCGAGGUGAGCAGUAAAGGAAAGGGAGGGACUGGUGAAAGGGUGUGGGGAAAGGGGGGAAAUAGGGAUGGGAGGAAUGUCGCGGUUGCAUGCUGUUUGCUUGGGCAUGCAGAGUUUGAGGACCUCACAUGGGAGGAAGGCGAGAUCGAGGUGAGCAGUAAAGGAAAGGGAGGGACUGGUGAAAGGGUGUGGGGAAAGGGGGGAAAUAGGGAUGGGAGGAAUGUCGCGGUUGCAUGCUGUUUGCUUGGGCAUGCAGAGUUUGAGGACCUCACAUGGGAGGAAGGCGAGAUCGAGGUGAGCAGUAAAGGAAAGGGAGGGACUGGUGAAAGGGUGUGGGGAAAGGGGGGAAAUAGGGAUGGGAGGAAUGUCGCGGUUGCAUGCUGUUUGCUUGGGCAUGCAGAGUUUGAGGACCUCACAUGGGAGGAAGGCGAGAUCGAGGUGAGCAGUAAAGGAAAGGGAGGGACUGGUGAAAGGGUGUGGGGAAAGGGGGGAAAUAGGGAUGGGAGGAAUGUCGUGGUUGCAUGCUGUUUGCUUGGGCAUGCAGAGUUUGAGGACCUCACAUGGGAGGAAGGCGAGAUCGAGGUGAGCAGUGAAGGAAAGGGAGGGACUGGUGAAAGGGUGUGGGGAAAGGGGGGAAAUAGGGAUGGGAGGAAUGUCGCGGUUGCAUGCUGUUUGCUUGGGCAUGCAGAGUUUGAGGACCUCACAUGGGAGGAAGGCGAGAUCGAGGUGAGCAGUAAAGGAAAGGGAGGGACUGGUGAAAGGGUGUGGGGAAAGGGGGGAAAUAGGGAUGGGAGGAAUGUCGCGGUUGCAUGCUGUUUGCUUGGGCAUGCAGAGUUUGAGGACCUCACAUGGGAGGAAGGCGAGAUCGAGGUGAGCAGUAAAGGAAAGGGAGGGACUGGUGAAAGGGUGUGGGGAAAGGGGGGAAAUAGGGAUGGGAGGAAUGUCGUGGUUGCAUGCUGUUUGCUUGGGCAUGCAGAGUUUGAGGACCUCACAUGGGAGGAAGGCGAGAUCGAGGUGAGCAGUAAAGGAAAGGGAGGGACUGGUGAAAGGGUGUGGGGAAAGGGGGGAAAUAGGGAUGGGAGGAAUGUCGUGGUUGCAUGCUGUUUGCUUGGGCAUGCAGAGUUUGAGGACCUCACAUGGGAGGAAGGCGAGAUCGAGGUGAGCAGUAAAGGAAAGGGAGGGACUGGUGAAAGGGUGUGGGGAAAGGGGGGAAAUAGGGAUGGGAGGAAUGUCGUGGUUGCAUGCUGUUUGCUUGGGCAUGCAGAGUUUGAGGACCUCACAUGGGAGGAAGGCGAGAUCGAGGUGAGCAGUAAAGGAAAGGGAGGGACUGGUGAAAGGGUGUGGGGAAAGGGGGGAAAUAGGGAUGGGAGGAAUGUCGUGGUUGCAUGCUGUUUGCUUGGGCAUGCAGAGUUUGAGGACCUCACAUGGGAGGAAGGCGAGAUCGAGGUGAGCAGUAAAGGAAAGGGAGGGACUGGUGAAAGGGUGUGGGGAAAGGGGGGAAAUAGGGAUGGGAGGAAUGUCGUGGUUGCAUGCUGUUUGCUUGGGCAUGCAGAGUUUGAGGACCUCACAUGGGAGGAAGGCGAGAUCGAGGUGAGCAGUAAAGGAAAGGGAGGGACUGGUGAAAGGGUGUGGGGAAAGGGGGGAAAUAGGGAUGGGAGGAAUGUCGUGGUUGCAUGCUGUUUGCUUGGGCAUGCAGAGUUUGAGGACCUCACAUGGGAGGAAGGCGAGAUCGAGGUGAGCAGUAAAGGAAAGGGAGGGACUGGUGAAAGGGUGUGGGGAAAGGGGGGAAAUAGGGAUGGGAGGAAUGUCGUGGUUGCAUGCUGUUUGCUUGGGCAUGCAGAGUUUGAGGACCUCACAUGGGAGGAAGGCGAGAUCGAGGUGAGCAGUAAAGGAAAGGGAGGGACUGGUGAAAGGGUGUGGGGAAAGGGGGGAAAUAGGGAUGGGAGGAAUGUCGUGGUUGCAUGCUGUUUGCUUGGGCAUGCAGAGUUUGAGGACCUCACAUGGGAGGAAGGCGAGAUCGAGGUGAGCAGUAAAGGAAAGGGAGGGACUGGUGAAAGGGUGUGGGGAAAGGGGGGAAAUAGGGAUGGGAGGAAUGUCGUGGUUGCAUGCUGUUUGCUUGGGCAUGCAGAGUUUGAGGACCUCACAUGGGAGGAAGGCGAGAUCGAGGUGAGCAGUAAAGGAAAGGGAGGGACUGGUGAAAGGGUGUGGGGAAAGGGGGGAAAUAGGGAUGGGAGGAAUGUCGUGGUUGCAUGCUGUUUGCUUGGGCAUGCAGAGUUUGAGGACCUCACAUGGGAGGAAGGCGAGAUCGAGGUGAGCAGUAAAGGAAAGGGAGGGACUGGUGAAAGGGUGUGGGGAAAGGGGGGAAAUAGGGAUGGGAGGAAUGUCGUGGUUGCAUGCUGUUUGCUUGGGCAUGCAGAGUUUGAGGACCUCACAUGGGAGGAAGGCGAGAUCGAGGUGAGCAGUAAAGGAAAGGGAGGGACUGGUGAAAGGGUGUGGGGAAAGGGGGGAAAUAGGGAUGGGAGGAAUGUCGCGGUUGCAUGCUGUUUGCUUGGGCAUGCAGAGUUUGAGGACCUCACAUGGGAGGAAGGCGAGAUCGAGGUGAGCUGUAAAGGAAAGGGAGGGACUGGUGAAAGGGUGUGGGGAAAGGGGGGAAAUAGGGAUGGGAGGAAUGUCGCGGUUGCAUGCUGUUUGCUUGGGCAUGCAGAGUUUGAGGACCUCACAUGGGAGGAAGGCGAGAUCGAGGUGAGCAGUAAAGGAAAGGGAGGGACUGGUGAAAGGGUGUGGGGAAAGGGGGGAAAUAGGGAUGGGAGGAAUGUCGCGGUUGCAUGCUGUUUGCUUGGGCAUGCAGAUUUUGAGGACCUCACAUGGGAGGAAGGCGAGAUCGAGGUGAGCAGUAAAGGAAAGGGAGGGACUGGUGAAAGGGUGUGGGGAAAGGGGGGAAAUAGGGAUGGGAGGAAUGUCGCGGUUGCAUGCUGUUUGCUUGGGCAUGCAGAGUUUGAGGACCUCACAUGGGAGGAAGGCGAGAUCGAGGUGAGCAGUAAAGGAAAGGGAGGGACUGGUGAAAGGGUGUGGGGAAAGGGGGGAAAUAGGGAUGGGAGGAAUGUCGCGGUUGCAUGCUGUUUGCUUGGGCAUGCAGAGUUUGAGGACCUCACAUGGGAGGAAGGCGAGAUCGAGGUGAGCAGUAAAGGAAAGGGAGGGACUGGUGAAAGGGUGUGGGGAAAGGGGGGAAAUAGGGAUGGGAGGAAUGUCGUGGUUGCAUGCUGUUUGCUUGGGCAUGCAGAGUUUGAGGACCUCACAUGGGAGGAAGGCGAGAUCGAGGUGAGCAGUAAAGGAAAGGGAGGGACUGGUGAAAGGGUGUGGGGAAAGGGGGGAAAUAGGGAUGGGAGGAAUGUCGCGGUUGCAUGCUGUUUGCUUGGGCAUGCAGAGUUUGAGGACCUCACAUGGGAGGAAGGCGAGAUCGAGGUGAGCAGUAAAGGAAAGGGAGGGACUGGUGAAAGGGUGUGGGGAAAGGGGGGAAAUAGGGAUGGGAGGAAUGUCGCGGUUGCAUGCUGUUUGCUUGGGCAUGCAGAGUUUGAGGACCUCACAUGGGAGGAAGGCGAGAUCGAGGUGAGCAGUAAAGGAAAGGGAGGGACUGGUGAAAGGGUGUGGGGAAAGGGGGGAAAUAGGGAUGGGAGGAAUGUCGCGGUUGCAUGCUGUUUGCUUGGGCAUGCAGAGUUUGAGGACCUCACAUGGGAGGAAGGCGAGAUCGAGGUGAGCAGUAAAGGAAAGGGAGGGACUGGUGAAAGGGUGUGGGGAAAGGGGGGAAAUAGGGAUGGGAGGAAUGUCGCGGUUGCAUGCUGUUUGCUUGGGCAUGCAGAGUUUGAGGACCUCACAUGGGAGGAAGGCGAGAUCGAGGUGAGCAGUAAAGGAAAGGGAGGGACUGGUGAAAGGGUGUGGGGAAAGGGGGGAAAUAGGGAUGGGAGGAAUGUCGUGGUUGCAUGCUGUUUGCUUGGGCAUGCAGAGUUUGAGGACCUCACAUGGGAGGAAGGCGAGAUCGAGGUGAGCAGUAAAGGAAAGGGAGGGACUGGUGAAAGGGUGUGGGGAAAGGGGGGAAAUAGGGAUGGGAGGAAUGUCGCGGUUGCAUGCUGUUUGCUUGGGCAUGCAGAGUUUGAGGACCUCACAUGGGAGGAAGGCGAGAUCGAGGUGAGCAGUAAAGGAAAGGGAGGGACUGGUGAAAGGGUGUGGGGAAAGGGGGGAAAUAGGGAUGGGAGGAAUGUCGCGGUUGCAUGCUGUUUGCUUGGGCAUGCAGAGUUUGAGGACCUCACAUGGGAGGAAGGCGAGAUCGAGGUGAGCAGUAAAGGAAAGGGAGGGACUGGUGAAAGGGUGUGGGGAAAGGGGGGAAAUAGGGAUGGGAGGAAUGUCGCGGUUGCAUGCUGUUUGCUUGGGCAUGCAGAGUUUGAGGACCUCACAUGGGAGGAAGGCGAGAUCGAGGUGAGCAGUAAAGGAAAGGGAGGGACUGGUGAAAGGGUGUGGGGAAAGGGGGGAAAUAGGGAUGGGAGGAAUGUCGUGGUUGCAUGCUGUUUGCUUGGGCAUGCAGAGUUUGAGGACCUCACAUGGGAGGAAGGCGAGAUCGAGGUGAGCAGUAAAGGAAAGGGAGGGACUGGUGAAAGGGUGUGGGGAAAGGGGGGAAAUAGGGAUGGGAGGAAUGUCGCGGUUGCAUGCUGUUUGCUUGGGCAUGCAGAGUUUGAGGACCUCACAUGGGAGGAAGGCGAGAUCGAGGUGAGCAGUAAAGGAAAGGGAGGGACUGGUGAAAGGGUGUGGGGAAAGGGGGGAAAUAGGGAUGGGAGGAAUGUCGCGGUUGCAUGCUGUUUGCUUGGGCAUGCAGAGUUUGAGGACCUCACAUGGGAGGAAGGCGAGAUCGAGGUGAGCAGUAAAGGAAAGGGAGGGACUGGUGAAAGGGUGUGGGGAAAGGGGGGAAAUAGGGAUGGGAGGAAUGUCGCGGUUGCAUGCUGUUUGCUUGGGCAUGCAGAGUUUGAGGACCUCACAUGGGAGGAAGGCGAGAUCGAGGUGAGCAGUAAAGGAAAGGGAGGGACUGGUGAAAGGGUGUGGGGAAAGGGGGGAAAUAGGGAUGGGAGGAAUGUCGUGGUUGCAUGCUGUUUGCUUGGGCAUGCAGAGUUUGAGGACCUCACAUGGGAGGAAGGCGAGAUCGAGGUGAGCAGUAAAGGAAAGGGAGGGACUGGUGAAAGGGUGUGGGGAAAGGGGGGAAAUAGGGAUGGGAGGAAUGUCGCGGUUGCAUGCUGUUUGCUUGGGCAUGCAGAGUUUGAGGACCUCACAUGGGAGGAAGGCGAGAUCGAGGUGAGCAGUAAAGGAAAGGGAGGGACUGGUGAAAGGGUGUGGGGAAAGGGGGGAAAUAGGGAUGGGAGGAAUGUCGCGGUUGCAUGCUGUUUGCUUGGGCAUGCAGAGUUUGAGGACCUCACAUGGGAGGAAGGCGAGAUCGAGGUGAGCAGUAAAGGAAAGGGAGGGACUGGUGAAAGGGUGUGGGGAAAGGGGGGAAAUAGGGAUGGGAGGAAUGUCGCGGUUGCAUGCUGUUUGCUUGGGCAUGCAGAGUUUGAGGACCUCACAUGGGAGGAAGGCGAGAUCGAGGUGAGCAGUAAAGGAAAGGGAGGGACUGGUGAAAGGGUGUGGGGAAAGGGGGGAAAUAGGGAUGGGAGGAAUGUCGUGGUUGCAUGCUGUUUGCUUGGGCAUGCAGAGUUUGAGGACCUCACAUGGGAGGAAGGCGAGAUCGAGGUGAGCAGUAAAGGAAAGGGAGGGACUGGUGAAAGGGUGUGGGGAAAGGGGGGAAAUAGGGAUGGGAGGAAUGUCGCGGUUGCAUGCUGUUUGCUUGGGCAUGCAGAGUUUGAGGACCUCACAUGGGAGGAAGGCGAGAUCGAGGUGAGCAGUAAAGGAAAGGGAGGGACUGGUGAAAGGGUGUGGGGAAAGGGGGGAAGUAGGGAUGGGAGGAAUGUCGCGGUUGCAUGCUGUUUGCUUGGGCAUGCAGAGUUUGAGGACCUCACAUGGGAGGAAGGCGAGAUCGAGGUGAGCAGUAAAGGAAAGGGAGGGACUGGUGAAAGGGUGUGGGGAAAGGGGGGAAAUAGGGAUGGGAGGAAUGUCGUGGUUGCAUGCUGUUUGCUUGGGCAUGCAGAGUUUGAGGACCUCACAUGGGAGGAAGGCGAGAUCGAGGUGAGCAGUGAAGGAAAGGGAGGGACUGGUGAAAGGGUGUGGGGAAAGGGGGGAAAUAGGGAUGGGAGGAAUGUCGCGGUUGCAUGCUGUUUGCUUGGGCAUGCAGAGUUUGAGGACCUCACAUGGGAGGAAGGCGAGAUCGAGGUGAGCAGUAAAGGAAAGGGAGGGACUGGUGAAAGGGUGUGGGGAAAGGGGGGAAAUAGGGAUGGGAGGAAUGUCGUGGUUGCAUGCUGUUUGCUUGGGCAUGCAGAGUUUGAGGACCUCACAUGGGAGGAAGGCGAGAUCGAGGUGAGCAGUAAAGGAAAGGGAGGGACUGGUGAAAGGGUGUGGGGAAAGGGGGGAAAUAGGGAUGGGAGGAAUGUCGUGGUUGCAUGCUGUUUGCUUGGGCAUGCAGAGUUUGAGGACCUCACAUGGGAGGAAGGCGAGAUCGAGGUGAGCAGUGAAGGAAAGGGAGGGACUGGUGAAAGGGUGUGGGGAAAGGGGGGAAAUAGGGAUGGGAGGAAUGUCGCGGUUGCAUGCUGUUUGCUUGGGCAUGCAGAGUUUGAGGACCUCACAUGGGAGGAAGGCGAGAUCGAGGUGAGCAGUAAAGGAAAGGGAGGGACUGGUGAAAGGGUGUGGGGAAAGGGGGGAAAUAGGGAUGGGAGGAAUGUCGUGGUUGCAUGCUGUUUGCUUGGGCAUGCAGAGUUUGAGGACCUCACAUGGGAGGAAGGCGAGAUCGAGGUGAGCAGUAAAGGAAAGGGAGGGACUGGUGAAAGGGUGUGGGGAAAGGGGGGAAAUAGGGAUGGGAGGAAUGUCGUGGUUGCAUGCUGUUUGCUUGGGCAUGCAGAGUUUGAGGACCUCACAUGGGAGGAAGGCGAGAUCGAGGUGAGCAGUGAAGGAAAGGGAGGGACUGGUGAAAGGGUGUGGGGAAAGGGGGGAAAUAGGGAUGGGAGGAAUGUCGUGGUUGCAUGCUGUUUGCUUGGGCAUGCAGAGUUUGAGGACCUCACAUGGGAGGAAGGCGAGAUCGAGGUGAGCAGUAAAGGAAAGGGAGGGACUGGUGAAAGGGUGUGGGGAAAGGGGGGAAAUAGGGAUGGGAGGAAUGUCGUGGUUGCAUGCUGUUUGCUUGGGCAUGCAGAGUUCGAGGACCUCACAUGGGAGGAAGGCGAGAUCGAGGUGAGCAGUAAAGGAAAGGGAGGGACUGGUGAAAGGGUGUGGGGAAAGGGGGGAAAUAGGGAUGGGAGGAAUGUCGUGGUUGCAUGCUGUUUGCUUGGGCAUGCAGAGUUCGAGGACCUCACAUGGGAGGAAGGCGAGAUCGAGGUGAGCAGUGAAGGAAAGGGAGGGACUGGUGAAAGGGUGUGGGGAAAGGGGGGAAAUAGGGAUGGGAGGAAUGUCGUGGUUGCAUGCUGUUUGCUUGGGCAUGCAGAGUUUGAGGACCUCACAUGGGAGGAAGGCGAGAUCGAGAUGAGCAGUAAAGGAAAGGGAGGGACUGGUGAAAGGGUGUGGGGAAAGGGGGGAAAUAGGGAUGGGAGGAAUGUCGUGGUUGCAUGCUGUUUGCUUGGGCAUGCAGAGUUCGAGGACCUCACAUGGGAGGAAGGCGAGAUCGAGGUGAGCAGUGAAGGAAAGGGAGGGACUGGUGAAAGGGUGUGGGGAAAGGGGGGAAAUAGGGAUGGGAGUAAUGUCGUGGUUGCAUGCUGUUUGCUUGGGCAUGCAGAGUUUGAGGACCUCACAUGGGAGGAAGGCGAGAUCGAGGUGAGCAGUGAAGGAAAGGGAGGGACUGGUGAAAGGGUGUGGGGAAAGGGGGGAAAUAGGGAUGGGAGGAAUGUCGUGGUUGCAUGCUGUUUGCUUGGGCAUGCAGAGUUUGAGGACCUCACAUGGGAGGAAGGCGAGAUCGAGGUGAGCAGUAAAGGAAAGGGAGGGACUGGUGAAAGGGUGUGGGGAAAGGGGGGAAAUAGGGAUGGGAGGAAUGUCGUGGUUGCAUGCUGUUUGCUUGGGCAUGCAGAGUUCGAGGACCUCACAUGGGAGGAAGGCGAGAUCGAGAUGAGCAGUAAAGGAAAGGGAGGGACUGGUGAAAGGGUGUGGGGAAAGGGGGGAAAUAGGGAUGGGAGGAAUGUCGUGGUUGCAUGCUGUUUGCUUGGGCAUGCAGAGUUCGAGGACCUCACAUGGGAGGAAGGCGAGAUCGAGGUGAGCAGUGAAGGAAAGGGAGGGACUGGUGAAAGGGUGUGGGGAAAGGGGGGAAAUAGGGAUGGGAGUAAUGCCGCGGUUGCAUGCUGUUUGCUUGGGCAUGCAGAGUUUGAGGACCUCACAUGGGAGGAAGGCGAGAUCGAGGUGAGCAGUGAAGGAAAGGGAGGGACUGGUGAAAGGGUGUGGGGAAAGGGGGGAAAUAGGGAUGGGAGGAAUGUCGCGGUUGCAUGCUGUUUGCUUGGGCAUGCAGAGUUUGAGGACCUCACAUGGGAGGAAGGCGAGAUCGAGGUGAGCAGUAAAGGAAAGGGAGGGACUGGUGAAAGGGUGUGGGGAAAGGGGGGAAAUAGGGAUGGGAGGAAUGUCGCGGUUGCAUGCUGUUUGCUUGGGCAUGCAGAGUUUGAGGACCUCACAUGGGAGGAAGGCGAGAUCGAGGUGAGCAGUAAAGGAAAGGGAGGGACUGGUGAAAGGGUGUGGGGAAAGGGGGGAAAUAGGGAUGGGAGGAAUGUCGUGGUUGCAUGCUGUUUGCUUGGGCAUGCAGAGUUUGAGGACCUCACAUGGGAGGAAGGCGAGAUCGAGGUGAGCAGUAAAGGAAAGGGAGGGACUGGUGAAAGGGUGUGGGGAAAGGGGGGAAAUAGGGAUGGGAGGAAUGUCGCGGUUGCAUGCUGUUUGCUUGGGCAUGCAGAGUUUGAGGACCUCACAUGGGAGGAAGGCGAGAUCGAGGUGAGCAGUAAAGGAAAGGGAGGGACUGGUGAAAGGGUGUGGGGAAAGGGGGGAAAUAGGGAUGGGAGGAAUGUCGUGGUUGCAUGCUGUUUGCUUGGGCAUGCAGAGUUUGAGGACCUCACAUGGGAGGAAGGCGAGAUCGAGGUGAGCAGUAAAGGAAAGGGAGGGACUGGUGAAAGGGUGUGGGGAAAGGGGGGAAAUAGGGAUGGGAGGAAUGUCGCGGUUGCAUGCUGUUUGCUUGGGCAUGCAGAGUUUGAGGACCUCACAUGGGAGGAAGGCGAGAUCGAGGUGAGCAGUAAAGGAAAGGGAGGGACUGGUGAAAGGGUGUGGGGAAAGGGGGGAAAUAGGGAUGGGAGGAAUGUCGUGGUUGCAUGCUGUUUGCUUGGGCAUGCAGAGUUUGAGGACCUCACAUGGGAGGAAGGCGAGAUCGAGGUGAGCAGUAAAGGAAAGGGAGGGACUGGUGAAAGGGUGUGGGGAAAGGGGGGAAAUAGGGAUGGGAGGAAUGUCGUGGUUGCAUGCUGUUUGCUUGGGCAUGCAGAGUUUGAGGACCUCACAUGGGAGGAAGGCGAGAUCGAGGUGAGCAGUAAAGGAAAGGGAGGGACUGGUGAAAGGGUGUGGGGAAAGGGGGGAAAUAGGGAUGGGAGGAAUGUCGUGGUUGCAUGCUGUUUGCUUGGGCAUGCAGAGUUCGAGGACCUCACAUGGGAGGAAGGCGAGAUCGAGGUGAGCAGUGAAGGAAAGGGAGGGACUGGUGAAAGGGUGUGGGGAAAGGGGGGAAAUAGGGAUGGGAGGAAUGUCGUGGUUGCAUGCUGUUUGCUUGGGCAUGCAGAGUUUGAGGACCUCACAUGGGAGGAAGGCGAGAUCGAGGUGAGCAGUAAAGGAAAGGGAGGGACUGGUGAAAGGGUGUGGGGAAAGGGGGGAAAUAGGGAUGGGAGGAAUGUCGUGGUUGCAUGCUGUUUGCUUGGGCAUGCAGAGUUUGAGGACCUCACAUGGGAGGAAGGCGAGAUCGAGGUGAGCAGUAAAGGAAAGGGAGGGACUGGUGAAAGGGUGUGGGGAAAGGGGGGAAAUAGGGAUGGGAGGAAUGUCGUGGUUGCAUGCUGUUUGCUUGGGCAUGCAGAGUUUGAGGACCUCACAUGGGAGGAAGGCGAGAUCGAGGUGAGCAGUGAAGGAAAGGGAGGGACUGGUGAAAGGGUGUGGGGAAAGGGGGGAAAUAGGGAUGGGAGUAAUGUCGUGGUUGCAUGCUGUUUGCUUGGGCAUGCAGAGUUUGAGGACCUCACAUGGGAGGAAGGCGAGAUCGAGGUGAGCAGUGAAGGAAAGGGAGGGACUGGUGAAAGGGUGUGGGGAAAGGGGGGAAAUAGGGAUGGGAGUAAUGUCGUGGUUGCAUGCUGUUUGCUUGGGCAUGCAGAGUUUGAGGACCUCACAUGGGAGGAAGGCGAGAUCGAGGUGAGCAGUGAAGGAAAGGGAGGGACUGGUGAAAGGGUGUGGGGAAAGGGGGGAAAUAGGGAUGGGAGUAAUGUCGUGGUUGCAUGCUGUUUGCUUGGGCAUGCAGAGUUUGAGGACCUCACAUGGGAGGAAGGCGAGAUCGAGAUGAGCAGUAAAGGAAAGGGAGGGACUGGUGAAAGGGUGUGGGGAAAGGGGGGAAAUAGGGAUGGGAGUAAUGUCGUGGUUGCAUGCUGUUUGCUUGGGCAUGCAGAGUUUGAGGACCUCACAUGGGAGGAAGGCGAGAUCGAGGUGAGCAGUGAAGGAAAGGGAGGGACUGGUGAAAGGGUGUGGGGAAAGGGGGGAAAUAGGGAUGGGAGUAAUGUCGUGGUUGCAUGCUGUUUGCUUGGGCAUGCAGAGUUCGAGGACCUCACAUGGGAGGAAGGCGAGAUCGAGGUGAGCAGUGAAGGAAAGGGAGGGACUGGUGAAAGGGUGUGGGGAAAGGGGGGAAAUAGGGAUGGGAGUAAUGUCGUGGUUGCAUGCUGUUUGCUUGGGCAUGCAGAGUUUGAGGACCUCACAUGGGAGGAAGGCGAGAUCGAGAUGAGCAGUGAAGGAAAGGGAGGGACUGGUGAAAGGGUGUGGGGAAAGGGGGGAAAUAGGGAUGGGAGUAAUGUCGUGGUUGCAUGCUGUUUGCUUGGGCAUGCAGAGUUUGAGGACCUCACAUGGGAGGAAGGCGAGAUCGAGGUGAGCAGUGAAGGAAAGGGAGGGACUGGUGAAAGGGUGUGGGGAAAGGGGGGAAAUAGGGAUGGGAGUAAUGUCGUGGUUGCAUGCUGUUUGCUUGGGCAUGCAGAGUUUGAGGACCUCACAUGGGAGGAAGGCGAGAUCGAGGUGAGCAGUGAAGGAAAGGGAGGGACUGGUGAAAGGGUGUGGGGAAAGGGGGGAAAUAGGGAUGGGAGUAAUGUCGUGGUUGCAUGCUGUUUGCUUGGGCAUGCAGAGUUUGAGGACCUCACAUGGGAGGAAGGCGAGAUCGAGGUGAGCAGUGAAGGAAAGGGAGGGACUGGUGAAAGGGUGUGGGGAAAGGGGGGAAAUAGGGAUGGGAGUAAUGUCGUGGUUGCAUGCUGUUUGCUUGGGCAUGCAGAGUUUGAGGACCUCACAUGGGAGGAAGGCGAGAUCGAGGUGAGCAGUAAAGGAAAGGGAGGGACUGGUGAAAGGGUGUGGGGAAAGGGGGGAAAUAGGGAUGGGAGUAAUGUCGUGGUUGCAUGCUGUUUGCUUGGGCAUGCAGAGUUUGAGGACCUCACAUGGGAGGAAGGCGAGAUCGAGGUGAGCAGUAAAGGAAAGGGAGGGACUGGUGAAAGGGUGUGGGGAAAGGGGGGAAAUAGGGAUGGGAGUAAUGUCGUGGUUGCAUGCUGUUUGCUUGGGCAUGCAGAGUUUGAGGACCUCACAUGGGAGGAAGGCGAGAUCGAGAUGAGCAGUAAAGGAAAGGGAGGGACUGGUGAAAGGGUGUGGGGAAAGGGGGGAAAUAGGGAUGGGAGUAAUGUCGUGGUUGCAUGCUGUUUGCUUGGGCAUGCAGAGUUUGAGGACCUCACAUGGGAGGAAGGCGAGAUCGAGGUGAGCAGUGAAGGAAAGGGAGGGACUGGUGAAAGGGUGUGGGGAAAGGGGGGAAAUAGGGAUGGGAGUAAUGUCGUGGUUGCAUGCUGUUUGCUUGGGCAUGCAGAGUUUGAGGACCUCACAUGGGAGGAAGGCGAGAUCGAGGUGAGCAGUAAAGGAAAGGGAGGGACUGGUGAAAGGGUGUGGGGAAAGGGGGGAAAUAGGGAUGGGAGGAAUGUCGUGGUUGCAUGCUGUUUGCUUGGGCAUGCAGAGUUUGAGGACCUCACAUGGGAGGAAGGCGAGAUCGAGGACCUCACAUGGGAGGAAGGCGAGAUCGAGGUGAGCAGUGAAGGAAAGGGAGGGACUGGUGAAAGGGUGUGGGGAAAGGGGGGAAAUAGGGAUGGGAGGAAUGUCGUGGUUGCAUGCUGUUUGCUUGGGCAUGCAGAGUUUGAGGACCUCACAUGGGAGGAAGGCGAGAUCGAGGUGAGCAGUGAAGGAAAGGGAGGGACUGGUGAAAGGGUGUGGGGAAAGGGGGGAAAUAGGGAUGGGAGUAAUGUCGUGGUUGCAUGCUGUUUGCUUGGGCAUGCAGAGUUUGAGGACCUCACAUGGGAGGAAGGCGAGAUCGAGGUGAGCAGUGAAGGAAAGGGAGGGACUGGUGAAAGGGUGUGGGGAAAGGGGGGAAAUAGGGAUGGGAGUAAUGUCGUGGUUGCAUGCUGUUUGCUUGGGCAUGCAGAGUUUGAGGACCUCACAUGGGAGGAAGGCGAGAUCGAGGUGAGCAGUGAAGGAAAGGGAGGGACUGGUGAAAGGGUGUGGGGAAAGGGGGGAAAUAGGGAUGGGAGUAAUGUCGUGGUUGCAUGCUGUUUGCUUGGGCAUGCAGAGUUUGAGGACCUCACAUGGGAGGAAGGCGAGAUCGAGGUGAGCAGUGAAGGAAAGGGAGGGACUGGUGAAAGGGUGUGGGGAAAGGGGGGAAAUAGGGAUGGGAGUAAUGUCGUGGUUGCAUGCUGUUUGCUUGGGCAUGCAGAGUUUGAGGACCUCACAUGGGAGGAAGGCGAGAUCGAGGUGAGCAGUGAAGGAAAGGGAGGGACUGGUGAAAGGGUGUGGGGAAAGGGGGGAAAUAGGGAUGGGAGUAAUGUCGUGGUUGCAUGCUGUUUGCUUGGGCAUGCAGAGUUUGAGGACCUCACAUGGGAGGAAGGCGAGAUCGAGGUGAGCAGUGAAGGAAAGGGAGGGACUGGUGAAAGGGUGUGGGGAAAGGGGGGAAAUAGGGAUGGGAGUAAUGUCGUGGUUGCAUGCUGUUUGCUUGGGCAUGCAGAGUUUGAGGACCUCACAUGGGAGGAAGGCGAGAUCGAGGUGAGCAGUGAAGGAAAGGGAGGGACUGGUGAAAGGGUGUGGGGAAAUGGGGGAAAUAGGGAUGGGAGUAAUGUCGUGGUUGCAUGCUGUUUGCUUGGGCAUGCAGAGUUUGAGGACCUCACAUGGGAGGAAGGCGAGAUCGAGGUGAGCAGUGAAGGAAAGGGAGGGACUGGUGAAAGGGUGUGGGGAAAGGGGGGAAAUAGGGAUGGGAGUAAUGUCGUGGUUGCAUGCUGUUUGCUUGGGCAUGCAGAGUUUGAGGACCUCACAUGGGAGGAAGGCGAGAUCGAGGUGAGCAGUGAAGGAAAGGGAGGGACUGGUGAAAGGGUGUGGGGAAAGGGGGGAAAUAGGGAUGGGAGUAAUGUCGUGGUUGCAUGCUGUUUGCUUGGGCAUGCAGAGUUUGAGGACCUCACAUGGGAGGAAGGCGAGAUCGAGGUGAGCAGUGAAGGAAAGGGAGGGACUGGUGAAAGGGUGUGGGGAAAGGGGGGAAAUAGGGAUGGGAGUAAUGUCGUGGUUGCAUGCUGUUUGCUUGGGCAUGCAGAGUUUGAGGACCUCACAUGGGAGGAAGGCGAGAUCGAGGUGAGCAGUGAAGGAAAGGGAGGGACUGGUGAAAGGGUGUGGGGAAAGGGGGGAAAUAGGGAUGGGAGUAAUGUCGUGGUUGCAUGCUGUUUGUUUGGGCAUGCAGAGUUUGAGGACCUCACAUGGGAGGAAGGCGAGAUCGAGGUGAGCAGUGAAGGAAAGGGAGGGACUGGUGAAAGGGUGUGGGGAAAGGGGGGAAAUAGGGAUGGGAGUAAUGUCGUGGUUGCAUGCUGUUUGCUUGGGCAUGCAGAGUUUGAGGACCUCACAUGGGAGGAAGGCGAGAUCGAGGUGAGCAGUGAAGGAAAGGGAGGGACUGGUGAAAGGGUGUGGGGAAAGGGGGGAAAUAGGGAUGGGAGUAAUGUCGUGGUUGCAUGCUGUUUGCUUGGGCAUGCAGAGUUUGAGGACCUCACAUGGGAGGAAGGCGAGAUCGAGGUGAGCAGUGAAGGAAAGGGAGGGACUGGUGAAAGGGUGUGGGGAAAGGGGGGAAAUAGGGAUGGGAGUAAUGUCGUGGUUGCAUGCUGUUUGCUUGGGCAUGCAGAGUUUGAGGACCUCACAUGGGAGGAAGGCGAGAUCGAGGUGAGCAGUGAAGGAAAGGGAGGGACUGGUGAAAGGGUGUGGGGAAAGGGGGGAAAUAGGGAUGGGAGUAAUGUCGUGGUUGCAUGCUGUUUGCUUGGGCAUGCAGAGUUUGAGGACCUCACAUGGGAGGAAGGCGAGAUCGAGGUGAGCAGUGAAGGAAAGGGAGGGACUGGUGAAAGGGUGUGGGGAAAGGGGGGAAAUAGGGAUGGGAGUAAUGUCGUGGUUGCAUGCUGUUUGCUUGGGCAUGCAGAGUUUGAGGACCUCACAUGGGAGGAAGGCGAGAUCGAGGUGAGCAGUAAAGGAAAGGGAGGGACUGGUGAAAGGGUGUGGGGAAAGGGGGGAAAUAGGGAUGGGAGGAAUGUCGUAGUUGCAUGCUGUUUGCUUGGGCAUGCAGAGUUUGAGGACCUGACAUGGGAGGAAGGCGAGAUCGAGGUGAGCAGUAAAGGAAAGGGAGGGACUGGUGAAAGGGUGUGGGGAAAGGGGGGAAAUAGGGAUGGGAGUAAUGUCGUGGUUGCAUGCUGUUUGCUUGGGCAUGCAGAGUUUGAGGACCUCACAUGGGAGGAAGGCGAGAUCGAGGUGAGCAGUGAAGGAAAGGGAGGGACUGGUGAAAGGGUGUGGGGAAAGGGGGGAAAUAGGGAUGGGAGGAAUGUCGUGGUUGCAUGCUGUUUGCUUGGGCAUGCAGAGUUCGAGGACCUCACAUGGGAGGAAGGCGAGAUCGAGGUGAGCAGUGAAGGAAAGGGAGGGACUGGUGAAAGGGUGUGGGGAAAGGGGGGAAAUAGGGAUGGGAGUAAUGUCGUGGUUGCAUGCUGUUUGCUUGGGCAUGCAGAGUUUGAGGACCUCACAUGGGAGGAAGGCGAGAUCGAGGUGAGCAGUGAAGGAAAGGGAGGGACUGGUGAAAGGGUGUGGGGAAAGGGGGGAAAUAGGGAUGGGAGUAAUGUCGUGGUUGCAUGCUGUUUGCUUGGGCAUGCAGAGUUUGAGGACCUCACAUGGGAGGAAGGCGAGAUCGAGGUGAGCAGUAAAGGAAAGGGAGGGACUGGUGAAAGGGUGUGGGGAAAGGGGGGAAAUAGGGAUGGGAGUAAUGUCGUGGUUGCAUGCUGUUUGCUUGGGCAUGCAGAGUUUGAGGACCUCACAUGGGAGGAAGGCGAGAUCGAGGUGAGCAGUAAAGGAAAGGGAGGGACUGGUGAAAGGGUGUGGGGAAAGGGGGGAAAUAGGGAUGGGAGGAAUGUCGUAGUUGCAUGCUGUUUGCUUGGGCAUGCAGAGUUUGAGGACCUGACAUGGGAGGAAGGCGAGAUCGAGGUGAGCAGUAAAGGAAAGGGAGGGACUGGUGAAAGGGUGUGGGGAAAGGGGGGAAAUAGGGAUGGGAGUAAUGUCGUGGUUGCAUGCUGUUUGCUUGGGCAUGCAGAGUUUGAGGACCUCACAUGGGAGGAAGGCGAGAUCGAGGUGAGCAGUAAAGGAAAGGGAGGGACUGGUGAAAGGGUGUGGGGAAAGGGGGGAAAUAGGGAUGGGAGUAAUGUCGUGGUUGCAUGCUGUUUGCUUGGGCAUGCAGAGUUUGAGGACCUCACAUGGGAGGAAGGCGAGAUCGAGAUGAGCAGUAAAGGAAAGGGAGGGACUGGUGAAAGGGUGUGGGGAAAGGGGGGAAAUAGGGAUGGGAGGAAUGUCGUGGUUGCAUGCUGUUUGCUUGGGCAUGCAGAGUUCGAGGACCUCACAUGGGAGGAAGGCGAGAUCGAGGUGAGCAGUGAAGGAAAGGGAGGGACUGGUGAAAGGGUGUGGGGAAAGGUGGGAAAUAGGGAUGGGAGUAAUGUCGUGGUUGCAUGCUGUUUGCUUGGGCAUGCAGAGUUUGAGGACCUCACAUGGGAGGAAGGCGAGAUCGAGGUGAGCAGUAAAGGAAAGGGAGGGACUGGUGAAAGGGUGUGGGGAAAGGGGGGAAAUAGGGAUGGGAGGAAUGUCGCGGUUGCAUGCUGUUUGCUUGGGCAUGCAGAGUUUGAGGACCUCACAUGGGAGGAAGGCGAGAUCGAGGUGAGCAGUAAAGGAAAGGGAGGGACUGGUGAAAGGGUGUGGGGAAAGGUGGGAAAUAGGGAUGGGAGGAAUGUCGUGGUUGCAUGCUGUUUGCUUGGGCAUGCAGAGUUUGAGGACCUCACAUGGGAGGAAGGCGAGAUCGAGGUGAGCAGUAAAGGAAAGGGAGGGACUGGUGAAAGGGUGUGGGGAAAGGGGGGAAAUAGGGAUGGGAGGAAUGUCGUAGUUGCAUGCUGUUUGCUUGGGCAUGCAGAGUUUGAGGACCUGACAUGGGAGGAAGGCGAGAUCGAGGUGAGCAGUAAAGGAAAGGGAGGGACUGGUGAAAGGGUGUGGGGAAAGGGGGGAAAUAGGGAUGGGAGGAAUGUCGUGGUUGCAUGCUGUUUGCUUGGGCAUGCAGAGUUUGAGGACCUCACAUGGGAGGAAGGCGAGAUCGAGGUGAGCAGUAAAGGAAAGGGAGGGACUGGUGAAAGGGUGUGGGGAAAGGUGGGAAAUAGGGAUGGGAGGAAUGUCGUGGUUGCAUGCUGUUUGCUUGGGCAUGCAGAGUUUGAGGACCUCACAUGGGAGGAAGGCGAGAUCGAGAUGAGCAGUAAAGGAAAGGGAGGGACUGGUGAAAGGGUGUGGGGAAAGGGGGGAAAUAGGGAUGGGAGGAAUGUCGCGGUUGCAUGCUGUUUGCUUGGGCAUGCAGAGUUUGAGGACCUCACAUGGGAGGAAGGCGAGAUCGAGGUGAGCAGUAAAGGAAAGGGAGGGACUGGUGAAAGGGUGUGGGGAAAGGGGGGAAAUAGGGAUGGGAGGAAUGUCGUGGUUGCAUGCUGUUUGCUUGGGCAUGCAGAGUUUGAGGACCUCACAUGGGAGGAAGGCGAGAUCGAGGUGAGCAGUGAAGGAAAGGGAGGGACUGGUGAAAGGGUGUGGGGAAAGGGGGGAAAUAGGGAUGGGAGGAAUGUCGUGGUUGCAUGCUGUUUGCUUGGGCAUGCAGAGUUUGAGGACCUCACAUGGGAGGAAGGCGAGAUCGAGGUGAGCAGUGAAGGAAAGGGAGGGACUGGUGAAAGGGUGUGGGGAAAGGGGGGAAAUAGGGAUGGGAGGAAUGUCGUGGUUGCAUGCUGUUUGCUUGGGCAUGCAGAGUUUGAGGACCUCACAUGGGAGGAAGGCGAGAUCGAGGUGAGCAGUAAAGGAAAGGGAGGGACUGGUGAAAGGGUGUGGGGAAAGGGGGGAAAUAGGGAUGGGAGGAAUGUCGUGGUUGCAUGCUGUUUGCUUGGGCAUGCAGAGUUUGAGGACCUCACAUGGGAGGAAGGCGAGAUCGAGGUGAGCAGUAAAGGAAAGGGAGGGACUGGUGAAAGGGUGUGGGGAAAGGGGGGAAAUAGGGAUGGGAGGAAUGUCGUAGUUGCAUGCUGUUUGCUUGGGCAUGCAGAGUUUGAGGACCUGACAUGGGAGGAAGGCGAGAUCGAGGUGAGCAGUAAAGGAAAGGGAGGGACUGGUGAAAGGGUGUGGGGAAAGGUGGGAAAUAGGGAUGGGAGGAAUGUCGUGGUUGCAUGCUGUUUGCUUGGGCAUGCAGAGUUUGAGGACCUCACAUGGGAGGAAGGCGAGAUCGAGGUGAGCAGUAAAGGAAAGGGAGGGACUGGUGAAAGGGUGUGGGGAAAGGGGGGAAAUAGGGAUGGGAGGAAUGUCGUGGUUGCAUGCUGUUUGCUUGGGCAUGCAGAGUUUGAGGACCUCACAUGGGAGGAAGGCGAGAUCGAGAUGAGCAGUAAAGGAAAGGGAGGGACUGGUGAAAGGGUGUGGGGAAAGGGGGGAAAUAGGGAUGGGAGGAAUGUCGUGGUUGCAUGCUGUUUGCUUGGGCAUGCAGAGUUCGAGGACCUCACAUGGGAGGAAGGCGAGAUCGAGGUGAGCAGUGAAGGAAAGGGAGGGACUGGUGAAAGGGUGUGGGGAAAGGUGGGAAAUAGGGAUGGGAGGAAUGUCGUGGUUGCAUGCUGUUUGCUUGGGCAUGCAGAGUUUGAGGACCUCACAUGGGAGGAAGGCGAGAUCGAGGUGAGCAGUAAAGGAAAGGGAGGGACUGGUGAAAGGGUGUGGGGAAAGGGGGGAAAUAGGGAUGGGAGGAAUGUCGCGGUUGCAUGCUGUUUGCUUGGGCAUGCAGAGUUUGAGGACCUCACAUGGGAGGAAGGCGAGAUCGAGGUGAGCAGUAAAGGAAAGGGAGGGACUGGUGAAAGGGUGUGGGGAAAGGUGGGAAAUAGGGAUGGGAGGAAUGUCGUGGUUGCAUGCUGUUUGCUUGGGCAUGCAGAGUUUGAGGACCUCACAUGGGAGGAAGGCGAGAUCGAGGUGAGCAGUAAAGGAAAGGGAGGGACUGGUGAAAGGGUGUGGGGAAAGGGGGGAAAUAGGGAUGGGAGGAAUGUCGUGGUUGCAUGCUGUUUGCUUGGGCAUGCAGAGUUUGAGGACCUCACAUGGGAGGAAGGCGAGAUCGAGGUGAGCAGUAAAGGAAAGGGAGGGACUGGUGAAAGGGUGUGGGGAAAGGGGGGAAAUAGGGAUGGGAGGAAUGUCGUGGUUGCAUGCUGUUUGCUUGGGCAUGCAGAGUUUGAGGACCUCACAUGGGAGGAAGGCGAGAUCGAGGUGAGCAGUAAAGGAAAGGGAGGGACUGGUGAAAGGGUGUGGGGAAAGGGGGGAAAUAGGGAUGGGAGGAAUGUCGUGGUUGCAUGCUGUUUGCUUGGGCAUGCAGAGUUUGAGGACCUCACAUGGGAGGAAGGCGAGAUCGAGGUGAGCAGUAAAGGAAAGGGAGGGACUGGUGAAAGGGUGUGGGGAAAGGGGGGAAAUAGGGAUGGGAGGAAUGUCGUGGUUGCAUGCUGUUUGCUUGGGCAUGCAGAGUUUGAGGACCUCACAUGGGAGGAAGGCGAGAUCGAGGUGAGCAGUAAAGGAAAGGGAGGGACUGGUGAAAGGGUGUGGGGAAAGGGGGGAAAUAGGGAUGGGAGGAAUGUCGUGGUUGCAUGCUGUUUGCUUGGGCAUGCAGAGUUUGAGGACCUCACAUGGGAGGAAGGCGAGAUCGAGGUGAGCAGUGAAGGAAAGGGAGGGACUGGUGAAAGGGUGUGGGGAAAGGGGGGAAAUAGGGAUGGGAGGAAUGUCGCGGUUGCAUGCUGUUUGCUUGGGCAUGCAGAGUUUGAGGACCUCACAUGGGAGGAAGGCGAGAUCGAGGUGAGCAGUAAAGGAAAGGGAGGGACUGGUGAAAGGGUGUGGGGAAAGGGGGGAAAUAGGGAUGGGAGGAAUGUCGUGGUUGCAUGCUGUUUGCUUGGGCAUGCAGAGUUUGAGGACCUCACAUGGGAGGAAGGCGAGAACGAGGUGAGCAGUAAAGGAAAGGGAGGGACUGGUGAAAGGGUGUGGGGAAAGGGGGGAAAUAGGGAUGGGAGGAAUGUCGUGGUUGCAUGCUGUUUGCUUGGGCAUGCAGAGUUUGAGGACCUCACAUGGGAGGAAGGCGAGAUCGAGGUGAGCAGUAAAGGAAAGGGAGGGACUGGUGAAAGGGUGUGGGGAAAGGGGGGAAAUAGGGAUGGGAGGAAUGUCGUAGUUGCAUGCUGUUUGCUUGGGCAUGCAGAGUUUGAGGACCUCACAUGGGAGGAAGGCGAGAUCGAGGUGAGCAGUAAAGGAAAGGGAGGGACUGGUGAAAGGGUGUGGGGAAAGGGGGGAAAUAGGGAUGGGAGGAAUGUCGUGGUUGCAUGCUGUUUGCUUGGGCAUGCAGAGUUUGAGGACCUCACAUGGGAGGAAGGCGAGAUCGAGGUGAGCAGUAAAGGAAAGGGAGGGACUGGUGAAAGGGUGUGGGGAAAGGGGGGAAAUAGGGAUGGGAGGAAUGUCGUGGUUGCAUGCUGUUUGCUUGGGCAUGCAGAGUUCGAGGACCUCACAUGGGAGGAAGGCGAGAUCGAGGUGAGCAGUGAAGGAAAGGGAGGGACUGGUGAAAGGGUGUGGGGAAAGGUGGGAAAUAGGGAUGGGAGGAAUGUCGUGGUUGCAUGCUGUUUGCUUGGGCAUGCAGAGUUUGAGGACCUCACAUGGGAGGAAGGCGAGAUCGAGGUGAGCAGUAAAGGAAAGGGAGGGACUGGUGAAAGGGUGUGGGGAAAGGGGGGAAAUAGGGAUGGGAGGAAUGUCGCGGUUGCAUGCUGUUUGCUUGGGCAUGCAGAGUUUGAGGACCUCACAUGGGAGGAAGGCGAGAUCGAGGUGAGCAGUAAAGGAAAGGGAGGGACUGGUGAAAGGGUGUGGGGAAAGGUGGGAAAUAGGGAUGGGAGGAAUGUCGUGGUUGCAUGCUGUUUGCUUGGGCAUGCAGAGUUUGAGGACCUCACAUGGGAGGAAGGCGAGAUCGAGGUGAGCAGUAAAGGAAAGGGAGGGACUGGUGAAAGGGUGUGGGGAAAGGGGGGAAAUAGGGAUGGGAGGAAUGUCGCGGUUGCAUGCUGUUUGCUUGGGCAUGCAGAGUUUGAGGACCUCACAUGGGAGGAAGGCGAGAUCGAGGUGAGCAGUAAAGGAAAGGGAGGGACUGGUGAAAGGGUGUGGGGAAAGGGGGGAAAUAGGGAUGGGAGGAAUGUCGUGGUUGCAUGCUGUUUGCUUGGGCAUGCAGAGUUUGAGGACCUCACAUGGGAGGAAGGCGAGAUCGAGGUGAGCAGUAAAGGAAAGGGAGGGACUGGUGAAAGGGUGUGGGGAAAGGGGGGAAAUAGGGAUGGGAGGAAUGUCGUGGUUGCAUGCUGUUUGCUUGGGCAUGCAGAGUUUGAGGACCUCACAUGGGAGGAAGGCGAGAUCGAGGUGAGCAGUAAAGGAAAGGGAGGGACUGGUGAAAGGGUGUGGGGAAAGGGGGGAAAUAGGGAUGGGAGGAAUGUCGUGGUUGCAUGCUGUUUGCUUGGGCAUGCAGAGUUUGAGGACCUCACAUGGGAGGAAGGCGAGAUCGAGGUGAGCAGUAAAGGAAAGGGAGGGACUGGUGAAAGGGUGUGGGGAAAGGGGGGAAAUAGGGAUGGGAGGAAUGUCGUGGUUGCAUGCUGUUUGCUUGGGCAUGCAGAGUUUGAGGACCUCACAUGGGAGGAAGGCAAGAUCGAGACGUUCACACCUCGCCUCCUACGCCGCGGCUCAUCUGCUGCCCCCCAGUCGCCCGCGCAGCACCUUCAGCAGCAGCAGAUGGAAGGCAUUCAAACAGGGAGCAGCAGCGAGGCGGGGCGAGUAGCUUGCACUCACCUGCAAGUGCAGUGA